This is a messenger RNA of Rhagoletis zephyria (snowberry fruit fly), 1484 nucleotides long. RefSeq names its product putative cyclin-dependent serine/threonine-protein kinase DDB_G0272797/DDB_G0274007. The record is from RefSeq and is a predicted model, not a curated record. NCBI's taxonomy places the organism in Eukaryota, Metazoa, Arthropoda, Insecta, Diptera, Tephritidae.
UCCGGCUGUGCCGUCCACUACCAACGAUGUCGCCACUACCACCGCCGCUUGGACCCAGGCUUAUCAAAUUUCAGUUUUCAUUUCGAAUUUUAAUUCAAUUUUGUCUGAGCUGCCGUAAGGAAGGAAGUAGUAAUGGAAGUUGCUGAUCGCUGAUCGUGCGCGCGCGAAGGUGACCGCACAUACAUAAACAACAACAAAAACAGUAAGAAAAGGAACACAAUGUGUUGAAGGAGAAAAUAAAUAAAUACGAAAUUGAAGGAGCAGGCGGAAAAUUAAUUGCGAUCAAAACAAAAACAAAAGUGCUAAACACAAAAAAAAAACAAAUUUUAUGGUGCAUAAAAAAAAGUGAAUGAGCAUUGUGUGGGUGAAGUAUUUGAGGCUCGUGCACAGCUGCAGCAUUCAUUCGAGUUGCAUGUGGCAGAAAAAGGAGUGUCCGCGUCGAGUCGCAAGUGUGCCAAACCGAAUGAAAUAAGAAGUGAAGAAGUGAAAAAAGUCGCAUAAAACAAAUUUAACAAGAUUCGAAACAACAACAACAAACGAAUACCAAAUAAAAUAAACCCAAAAAUAGGAAUAAAAAAAAAACCAUCACUCAAUAGUGAAUUUGUGUGUAGCACUUGGGCUACAAAUUAGUCAGCAAAAAAAUGCAUAGCAACAACAAUAAUAACAACAACGACAACAACAACGCCUACAAAAACCAAUACAACAACUGGCACAGCAAUGGCAAUGGGGUGACGGCGGCACUCUUGCAACAGCAUCAACAACAGCAGCACGUGCAACAGUUGUUACAACAACAGCAACAACAACAAAUGCUACAGCAACAACAACAGCAACAAAGCCAGCAGCAGUCUCGCAUUACCAACUGGAUUUGCGAUACGAAUCGCACACAUCAGUCGCUGCUGCUCAACAAUAGCAACAAUUGUGGCCAACAGCAGCAGCAGCGGCAACAAACACAACAACAAACACAGCAACAUACCGCUGCAUAUAGUAUGCAACAGCAACCAUAUGCAAGCUAUCCACAGUCAGCCACAACCCCUCGUCCACAUCCUCCGCAGCAGCAGCUGCAGCAGCAGCAGCACCAACCUAUGUGUGCCGCUGCUGUUACGGCCGCCGUACCUGCUGGUAACUGCUACUAUGCACCACGGUUGCAACAGCAACAACAACAACAAGAACGCAAUCAUCCGCAUAUGCCAUCAGCAGCUCAACAACAACACCAACAACGCUCACCUCAGCAGCAGCAGCAGCAAGUGGCCACACCAUUGCGUUCGCCAUAUCCUACUGGUGCCACUACGCCCCUAUCGCAUCCGCAUUCCCCUUCGCCUGCACCAUCGCAGACGACUCCACUCAUAUUUCAUCAGCAAUUAGCUGCUGCGGCGGUGGCAGCAGCCCGCAAUGCAACGCAACAACAUCAACACCAGCAGACCCAGCAUCAGCACCAGCAUCAGCAGCAACAGCAACAGCAACAGCAACAACAUCUGCAUCAGCGG